AUGGAGUUGAAGUUUCUGCUUGGCUACGUGUUCGAGCCUACCGACGAAGUGCUCAUCGAGCAUUAUCUGUUGAAAAGGAUGACCGGGGAGAUAUUACCGGUGGCCGAACUUAAUCUUGUGAGUGAGUGCAAUCUCUACAGUGAAGAGGGAUUGCAGGAGGCAUUUCGAAGAAUUCAAGAAUUAGAGGACAAAGAAGAAAAUGACGAGGACGACGACGACGUCAGAGAAAAUAGUUUGGAUCAUUUCAUCCCUUCCCCGACAUUCAAUAAGGAGCUCUUCUUUUUCACGCCGCUGAGGAAAAAGAGUCACAACGGAAACAGAAUCGAUAGAUCGGUGGGAAAGGGAACCUGGAAGGGGCUGGACAAGGGACAUCCAAUUUUGGACGCUCAAGGCAGGGUUAUUGGGAUGAAGAAAAGCUUUAAUUAUGAUAAUAAAGGGUCAGCCCAACACCUUCAAUGGGACAUGAAGGAAUAUAGUCUUGACGGCAUCUGUCUCCAAAAUCCAAAUAUUAAGGUCAAGGACUACGCGAUUUGCAAGAUCAAAAAGAAAGCCAGAGCCAGAGGGAGAAAGCGUGCGAGAAUCGAGAACCACCAAGUAGCAGAAGAAGAAGAAGAAGCUGGUGAAUCAUCAUCUCAUUCUUAUGUGGGAGCUGGAGCUGGAGCUGGAGCUGUUCUCUCCAGCAUUGAGAGUGAGAAGCAAACACUAGAAGAAGAAACAGCUGCCGAAACUGAUAUCUUCAAUAAUAAUAUUGAAGACGAUGCCGCCCAUGGUUGGGUCCUCUCACAUAUUAGUUUUGACGAUUUAGACUUUUGA
Messenger RNA from Diospyros lotus (date-plum), 813 nucleotides. RefSeq names its product NAC domain-containing protein 2-like. Gene Ontology annotation, molecular function: DNA binding. The transcript has 2 exons. The record is from RefSeq and is a predicted model, not a curated record. The coding region runs from base 1 to 813 and encodes 270 amino acids. Gene Ontology annotation, biological process: regulation of DNA-templated transcription. NCBI's taxonomy places the organism in Eukaryota, Viridiplantae, Streptophyta, Magnoliopsida, Ericales, Ebenaceae.